Molecule: messenger RNA, 1190 nt
Organism: Gilbertella persicaria
Lineage: Eukaryota; Fungi; Mucoromycota; Mucoromycetes; Mucorales; Choanephoraceae
Product: eukaryotic porin/Tom40
Exons: 5
Coding region: 59-1066 (335 amino acids)
Biological process (GO): protein import into mitochondrial matrix
Cellular component (GO): mitochondrial outer membrane translocase complex; mitochondrial outer membrane
Molecular function (GO): transmembrane protein transporter activity
Source: RefSeq, a predicted model, not a curated record
GUCUGACAGAAAUGAGUGCUAUAAAUUUCUUUCUUUCUAUUUCAUACAAACGUGAAUAAUGGCCACACCUGAAGCUACCCCAGCAGCACCUAGAUACUUUUCUCCUCUUUCAGGUCCCUUCGGUCUCAACAAAAACCAAAAGCCUUCGGGAUCUCCUUGGAACCCUCUCCAAUGGCCUGCUUGGUUCACUUACCAAAAGGGACUUCUCAACUUGCCUAGCCCUGGAAAGUUCGAAAGACUUCACGGUGAAGUUACCAAAGAAACUUUCACUGCCAACUAUCUUUUCGAUGGUGCUCAAGCUAACAUUGUUAAAGAACUCUCCGCCAACUUCCACGUCCAACAUCAGUUCUCUUUGGGUUCUCAAGUUAUGCCUCCCAUGUAUAACUUCAUGUCUGGCUAUAUGACUGAAAGAACCAUGUUGCAGGGUACCAUGGAUAAUGACACUAACCUCAAUGGUGUCUUGAGACACGCUUGGUCACCAAGCUCUGUUACAAAGGUGGUCGCACAACUUACCAAUAUGCCUGGUCACUCUAUGAUCCAAAUUGAACAAGAAGUCAAUGGAUCAGAUUAUUCCAUGAACUUCAAGACCAUGAACCCCAAUCCUUUAGAAUUGACAGGUCUUUACAUGGCUUCUUACCUUCAAUCUGUCACCCAGCAAUUGGUUGUUGGCUCUGAAAUUGUCUUGCAACGCCCUACUCCUGAUAUGGAAGAAACCGCCAUGUCUCUUGUUGGUAAAUACACUGGCAAGGAUUACAUUGCUACUGCACAAUUCCAAGGUGUUGGCGCGAUACAAGCUAGUUACUAUCAACGCAUUAAUGAAAAGGUUGACUUUGGCGUCGAACUUAAUUUGAUGGUUCAAGGUGGUCGUAGAGAAGCUGUUGCCACUGUUGGUGGUAAAUUUGACUUUAGACAAGCUACUUUCAGAGGUCAAAUUGAUACUACUGGCAGAGUCUCUGCUGUUUUAGAAGAAAAGAUGGCACCAGGUUUCUCUUUCCUUAUCAGUGGUGACUUGGAUCACAUGAAGGGUCAGAGCAAGUUUGGUGUUGGUAUUAUGUUGUCUGCUUAGAUUUAAUUCUCCUAUGUUUUCUUUCUAAUUGCUUGGUUGAUGUGUUUUUUAUAUAUUCACCUUUCUCCAUCUAACUAAGCAUGUUUUUGUACAAAAAAAAUAAAUAAAAUAUUUUCUUUUUUUU